Messenger RNA from Opisthorchis viverrini, 570 nucleotides. RefSeq lists its product as hypothetical. The transcript has 6 exons. Lineage: Eukaryota; Metazoa; Platyhelminthes; Trematoda; Opisthorchiida; Opisthorchiidae. The coding region runs from base 1 to 570 and encodes 189 amino acids. The record is from RefSeq and is a predicted model, not a curated record.
AUGUAUAUGCGUUCAGCCAUUAAAUAUCGCGCGAUAAUUGAAAUGUCGGAGGGUAUUCAAACCGCAUUGUAUCAUGGAACAACUCAUGCAGUCAUCCAGCAGUACUGCUGUCCCAAUCAAUACAAAAUAUCUUUCAACUACCUUCACUGUGACGUACUCCAGUAUUAUGUCGCAACCGAAAUGGAAAUAUUUGGAUGUGCAAUAGAACUGCAUGUCCCCACAAAUGCUCUCGGAGGUGUUCCGAAACCAUCGCAACUUCAAAUGGGCACUGACGUGUAUGCUUUCCCAUCAGCACAUAAAAUAGAUGCCGAAUCCUCAGAAGAAAACGGUUUUGAAAUAAACUUUUCCUUGUCGAGCAAACCGCCACCAAAUUCAGAAGAUUUGCUGCAAUUUUGCAAGCAUCCCGGGUGUUGGGGUUCCCGAUACGGAACUUUGAGUGACGCGGUAAGCAAAUGUGUACAACAAACCUCAAUUGUUCCCCUUCUUAGCGUCAACAAGUUCACAGGUCUGUCACUGACCGGCACGGUGCAGUGUCAACGUCCGUACACCAAACAACAGCGAGCGGAAUGA